This is a messenger RNA of Penicillium subrubescens, 1838 nucleotides long. RefSeq names its product transcription factor domain-containing protein. Gene Ontology annotation, cellular component: nucleus. The record is from RefSeq and is a predicted model, not a curated record. Lineage: Eukaryota; Fungi; Ascomycota; Eurotiomycetes; Eurotiales; Aspergillaceae. The coding region runs from base 1 to 1707 and encodes 568 amino acids. Gene Ontology annotation, biological process: regulation of DNA-templated transcription; DNA-templated transcription. The transcript has 4 exons. Gene Ontology annotation, molecular function: zinc ion binding; DNA binding; DNA-binding transcription factor activity, RNA polymerase II-specific.
AUGCCACUACCGGAUACUGAAUCAGAUACGCCGCCCGUGCCACGCGGGCGCCAACGCCCAGGCGCUGCGUGUGACGAGUGCCGACGGCGAAAGCUACGCUGCGACGGGCAACACCCCCAGUGCGGCGUCUGUCGAGAGACCGAUGUGGUCUGUGAAGUCACCCAACGUGGUACCCGAGGCCCCAAGAAGGGCCACUUGAAGGCCCUGAAGAACCGCAUUGUGCACCUGGAGGCCAUGCUGGAGACCCGCUUGCCUCCCCAGCCCCAUCAGCUCUAUCAGUCCCAUCAACGGUCGGAUCUGCUGGGCAAUUCCCAAAACAGCAAUGAUGAUAAUGAUGGCAGAACUGUGUCUUCGGCUUCCGACCAUGAGACGUUUAUCUCAAGCGGCUAUGGGCUGCAAGGGCUGCAUAUUGACUCGAAUCUGGUGGCUCUGCCCAGUGAACCUGACUCGUCCUUUGCGUCGGCAGUGCCUCUGUCAGAGGUUAUGCAGGCUGAAUUAGACCAGCUGUAUUUGGACCGCGUGCAUCAAUCGAUCCCAAUUCUCCACCAAAGACGGUACCUAUCAUGGUCCAAGUCCACCACAAAGUCGGCUUCCCAACGAUGCCUGCAGUAUGCCAUGUGGACAUUGGCAUCACUUCUCUCCGCUCACUCCCGCCAUCUAGUCGAGCCACUGUACCAGGAGACUAAGCAAGCGCUAGAGAAUCUAAGCGUCGAAACUAGUGAGACUGCACUAGCCCAAGCCUGGGUUCUGGUUGUUACAUUUGAGUAUAUGCGAACAUACCACCGUCAAGCGUGGAUGAGUGCCGGCCGCGCAUUUCGCUUGGUGCAGGCCAUGCGGUAUCAUGAGAUUGACAAUCCCAUCGACAAGCGUGGCCCUUCCUCGCCACAAUGUGGCGACUUUGUCGAGGUUGAGGAGAGGCGUCGAGUAUUUUGGAUGACUUAUUUUCUCGACCAUAUUAUUAGUAUGCGUGAUGACUGGCCGAUUACACUAAAUGAACAUGUGAUCUGCACCCGACUUCCAGCUCCAGAUGCGGAUUUUCAAAGUGGCAGCCACGAUCUAGGACCAUUCCUAUCGGAGGCCAUGACAGAGCCGACUCUGAAAGUCCGAUCUUCGUUUAACGAGUGUCUUAUCCUAGCCACCAUCUGUGGCCGCAGUCUUCUGCAAAGUCAACGCUAUCACAUAUCAAAGGCAUAUGGAGACAUGACCAUGGAUUUGACAGAGCAACGCCGGUGGCUGGAUAGCAUGCUCAUGAACCGACUCCAAGUUUUGUCGCAGUACCCAGCACCCACAGAAUCCUACGACCCCCUUUUGUUAUUCGCCAAUAUUCUCGGCCAAGCGACGGUGAUCUACUUCUGCAAAGCGAUGACAGAUACAGCCGAAGGACCGGAUGGAUCCCACUACCAAUAUCGGGCAUUAGAGGCAUCCACCAACAUCAUUAGUUUUGCAUCUACCCUACGAGAUCUACCAUUUUCAAGGGUCCAUCCCUUAACACCGAUCCCUCUAUUCCUCUGUGCCGAAUUCUUGUAUAACGAGAUGCACAAUGAGGCUUUUCAGCCGCGGCUACAGGAGCUCUUCCAUGUUUUGCGCGAGUUGAAAAACGUGAAUAAUCCCGAGCAGAGUUAUUUGGAUCUGCUUCCACGCUCAUGCAUCUCUAAAACAGCAGAGCUGUUUAAUCACAGUGUGGGUACGGGUAGUCCGAAUAGUUGAUGAAGGUGUUUUGGGGUUUAUUUAUGGAAGUUACAUUUUAGAUUUGGCAAAUUGGCUUCGUUACUGUGUACAUAUUAGACCCCAUUGAUAAGCUUGAGAAUAAUCACGUUUUGUUUCGGGCAGGAUCGCCC